Cygnus atratus (black swan) is the source of this 2047-nucleotide messenger RNA. RefSeq names its product small integral membrane protein 5 (gene SMIM5). The record is from RefSeq and is a predicted model, not a curated record. NCBI's taxonomy places the organism in Eukaryota, Metazoa, Chordata, Aves, Anseriformes, Anatidae. Bases 305 to 553 code for a protein of 82 amino acids. The transcript has 3 exons.
CCAGCAACAAGUGGGAGGCUGCAGCAGCGGCUGCCCCGCGGUGCGCUGCCGGCCGGCCGCCCUCCUGCGCUGGCACCCCUGUAACACGAAACUUGGCAUCGCCCCGACAGCAGCACCAAAAAAAUAGGCAGAGACAACAGCUGGCUGUCAGCAGCAGAGCAGAGAGGAGCCGAGCGAGGAGCGAGACACGAGCCAGGAUGAGGGGAGAGAUGACGUGAAAGUUGAAGAAGAGAGGAGGAAAAACAAGAGGAGGAGAAGAGCUCGUGGCACGGCUGGGCGUAAAGCCUGGAGAGGUUGAGCCAGAAUGUCUUCUGAAGGCUUUCUGAAGGAAAUGCAAACCAUUGGUGAGAAGUUUCUCCUUAAGCUUCAGAAACUGCCCAAGGCUGACCCUGUGGAGAUCGUGUCCUUCUGUGUGGUUCUUCUGUUUAUCGUUACUGUUCUGCUGCUCAUGAUCAUUGCUUGCAGCUGCUGCUGCUACAGCUGCUGUAGCUGCGAUGGACGUCCUGACCACAGACGUAGGAAGAUCCAAGUCCGUCCUACUGCCCAUCCAUGAAGCGCAUCAAGAGGUGACAACCUACUAUCAAGGACAUGCAUGGCCAUCAUGAUUCAGUCCCACGGGAAUGACUCUCUGCUCUAGCUCACUGAGAAUGGCAAUAACAAUAUUAACGAGUAUGACUCAGAGGACCAGAAAUCACGGCAUGGAAUUCAUUCUUUCUGUGACAGCCACUGCUGGGCCCCGUGGUGUGACCAGAAAGGUAACGCUGCUUUACCAUCACUGUCUUCCUCUUCAGGGUGGGCUGGGGGUGCAUGGACACAUGCUGCUGACAAAACAGACUCGCUUACCCAGUAACAGCCCUGCAGCUGGGCUAGCCAAGGAUUCCUUUUGUGAGCACUGAGCCACAGACCAAAGCAGCGAACAUGUACGCUGCCACAUGGCUAGGCAGCACCUACUCUCUUCACACGUGGCUAAUCCAGAAGGAUGAUGUUGGGUGCCAGAAAAACGCCCUGACAUUGCUGGGAGGUCGACAUGCUUAGUACAUCUUGGAUCAGGCCCAAACCUGCUCUCUCUAAAGCCAAGUGCAAUAGACACAUUUAGCUGAGAUGACUGCUGAAAACAACAAAUCAUGGACCUUCUGAUCUACAUAUACCACCUGAGGCUCUGCAUACAGCUGGUGACAAAUGCUCCCUGCUUUAUUUCAUUGGUGUUACAAUGAUGUGAAAUUGCCAAAGAGAAAAAUCAGAUCGUGUGCAAUACCCUUUGUAAACAGAAAGAUGAAGGCAAAAGAGAAAAAAAUCACUGAUGUUACAGUUUAAUUUGAACAUUGUGCUGGUAAACGUGCUCCCUCCCAGCCCCCAUGUGGCAGUCAGAUCUUUCAUGAAUUCUGCUCUUCUGCAUAUUGCAGGCGAAUGGUCCUUACAGAGCAUGGGAGUUACAGGAGAUGAACAAAUCCCCGUCCUCACUCGAGGGACCUGUGUGUCUGACUCCCUGCACUGUGUGCAGUUUAUUUUAGUGGACAUAAGCAGUAUGCCUAAGGUAUGUUUAUUAGCAUACUCAAAGGCAUUUCGGAGGAGUGACAUACAGUAUGGUAAGCGUCACUUCAGGGUAUACAUGCAGCAGCUGACAGCUGGCAUUGCAACAAAGCACAGCCAAGAAUGGCCUGUACAGUUGAAGUUAACAAGUGAAAAUAAACCCUUUCUCCAUGCUGCAGCCACUGUGUAUGUUUGGUUUACACUGAGGUGAACUUCAAUAAGGGAUUUCUGUAAGUACAAGGCUGUGGCACAGACCAUGACUUUCCUAACUGGGACAGCCAAACAGACCAUCUUGCUGUACCUAACUCUGCAAGCCGCUGGGCUUUCUUUCAGCCCCAAAUGUAAAAACACUCAUCUUUACAAGAAGGUAUAAAAAUUAUAGAUAAGUCAUCUUCUACCCUCGCGUUCCAACUGCUAGAUGUAGAGGAGUCAAAGGGAUUUGGGCACUGGGACAGGCUCCCCAGGGAAGUGGUCACAGCACUGAGCCUGACGGAGUUCAAGAAGCAUUGGGCAAUGC